GCAGUCAGUAUGCCACCCAACGGCGACGAUGUCACAGGAGUGCUUUUCGAGACGGAUGGCCAGACGGGAGACCUGGGUCUGGCCAAGGAUCUGACCAAGCUGAAGACAACUGAUGGCAGGAAACUAGAGUUGGUGUGGCUCAACAUCAUCCUGUUUGUGAUCGCACACACACUCUCCGCGUACGGUCUGUGGUUGCUGCUUGUGGAGUCCACUUGGACCACUUUCUUCAUUUUCCCUGCGACCUUUGUACUUUCGGUUGUGGGAAUUUCCGGAGGCGCCCAUCGUCUGUUCGCGCAUCGCACCUUCAAGGUCAACAAGAAGUUGAAGCUGAUAUUUCUGUUUCUGAACACGCUGGCCUUCCAGGAUGCGGUGUACUAUUGGGCAAGGGACCAUCGGUUGCACCACAAGUACACGGAGACGGAUGCGGAUCCGUACAACUCGGAGCGCGGCUGGUGGUUCGCUCACAUCGGUUGGCUGUGCUGUCGCAAACACCCGGAGGUGACGGAAAAGGGUCGCCAGAUCGAUCUAUCCGACCUGAAGAGUGAUCCGAUGGUGAUGUUCCAAAAGAAGUACUAUCUCAUAUUGAUGCCGCUCAUCUGCUUCGUGAUGCCCACUGUGCUGCCAAUGUGGCUGUGGGGCGAGACUUUCAGGACCUCCUUCUGCGUGAUGAGCCUGCUCCGGUGGGUCCUUUGCCUGAAUAUCGUCUGGUUGCUGAAUAGCUCCGCUCACAUGUUCGGAACACGGUUCUACGAUAGGAACAUCAAUCCCACGAAUGAGUCAUUGCUCAUUUGGUUCAACUUGGGCGAAGCGUAUCACAAUUACCAUCAUGUCUUUCCCUGGGACUACAAGAGUGCGGAGGUGGGUCAUUUCGCCAAUGACUUCACCACCAAGUUUAUCGAGUUCUUUGCAAAAAUUGGCUGGGCCUACGAUCUCAAGAGUGUGCCCAUAGACCUUGUCAAGCGAAGAGCACUGCGCACUGGAGAUGGAACCCAUCCCAUUUGGGGCUGGGGAGACAAGGAUCAAACGAAACAGGACAUUCUCGAAACUGAAAUCAAUCACCAGCAAAAGGAUAAUAAUUAGAAAGUAAUUUAAGUUGUAUUGAACCAAAUAUUAUAGUUUAUUUAUCUGUGCACAUUUCAUGUAUGAGGUAUAUAUUUUUUUAUACAAAUAAAUACAUUAAGUGGGACUUGAACCUAUUAUG
Drosophila serrata is the source of this 1201-nucleotide messenger RNA. RefSeq names its product stearoyl-CoA desaturase Fad2 (gene Fad2). Lineage: Eukaryota; Metazoa; Arthropoda; Insecta; Diptera; Drosophilidae. Gene Ontology annotation, biological process: unsaturated fatty acid biosynthetic process. The record is from RefSeq and is a predicted model, not a curated record. Gene Ontology annotation, cellular component: endoplasmic reticulum membrane. Gene Ontology annotation, molecular function: stearoyl-CoA 9-desaturase activity; iron ion binding.